AAAUGUGAACUUUGAUUUCUGCAGAAACAACUUGUGAGGACGACGUGUUUGGAGUUGGAAAAGAAGAAGAUAUUCUAACAGUUUCCUGUGAUGAAGGGAAAGUUGGUCAAAAACAGUAUAAGUGCACAAACAGUAAAUGGGUUCUUCUGCAGGACAACUGUGUUUUAGAAGACUUCAAAGACCUGGAAGACCAAUCAGAGGGCAUAAAUGGAGGGGAUCUUCCUACAUUUGUUGAGCAGCUCAGUAAUGCCACACUGCAGAAUGAUGUUCUAGUUGUUUCUUCACAAGCAACUGUCACAUCUAUUGUGACCAUACUUGACAAUAUUGCAACAGCUUCCAGUACAAUCAAAGUGGACCAGGAGGUGAUGGAGAAUUUCCUUCAAACUGUAAAUGUCAUUGUGUCCCCAAGCGCGAAUAAUGUCUGGAAUGACUUAAACAGUGAUACCAAUGAAACUCGUAAAAAUGUCAGCUCUAACUUGUUGCUUGCCGUGGAAAAAAUGGCAGGUGCACUCGCAGAUGAAGACACAUAUCAGAUUAUGACAGAAACCCUUUCUUUGAACAAAGCUGUGGUGACUGAAGCCAAUAAUUUGCUCGUGAUAAACUCAUCUGAAAUUGAAAUCCCUGCUACAGAGCUAUCUGGGAGGAACACCUCAGUCACGGUCGUUGUAUUUUUUUCCCUUAAUAAUGUUAUCCCAGUCAGAACUUUACAUGACUCCAUAGACAAUACCCUAAAUGGCAACGUUAUUUUGGUCAAUACAAGUCAACGCCUUGACAACAUCUCUCUGACCUUUGAGAAAAACAGUACUGAAUUGGCAAACCCCCUUUGUGUCUUUUGGAACUUUGAUCUUUUCAACAAAACUGGUGGAUGGGAUUCAUUCGGGUGUGAGCCGAAGUUCGAUGGAAAUAUCACAGUCACAUGCGAGUGCAAUCACACAACUUCCUUUUCCAUUCUCAUGUCACCGUAUAUUCCACCCGAAGCCGAAGCGGCCCUGAAAGUCAUAACGUAUGUUGGAGUUGGAAUAUCAAUGGGCAGCUUGGUCAUCUGCCUAAUAAUUGAGAUCAUUGUUUGGCGUGCCAUGACAACGAAUGACACAGCCUACAUGCGACACGUCUGCAUUGUUAACAUUGCUCUGUCCCUCUUGAUUGCUGACAUCUGGUUCAUCGUAGGAGCAGCUGUAGCGGAUGAAAAUGGAGCAGCCGUGGGGCCCUGCACUGCAGCUACUUUUUUUGCCCACUUCUUUUAUCUGGCAAUGUUCUUCUGGAUGCUGAUAUCUGCCCUACUGCUCUUGUACCGCAUUGUGUGGGUCUUCUCGCACAUAUCCAGGUUAGCCAUGAUGCUAAAUGCCUUCUUUAUUGGCUACGGUGGCCCUCUCAUUAUAGCAGUGGUAACUGUGUCAUCGACAGCUGGACGCGAUGGCUAUAUCAACUCAAAUAAUACGUGCUGGCUAAACUGGACUGAGACUAAGGCUCUGUUGGCCUUUGUGAUCCCUGUCUUGGUCAUUGUGGUCAUCAAUUUUUGUGUCAUGAUCGUGGUCCUGGUCAAAAUGCUCAAAAGAGGAGUGGGAGACACUGUACAAAAUGAUGAAAAACACAACCUAAAGGUCAUUGCAAAAUGUGUGGCCAUAUUAACUCCACUGUUUGGCCUUACCUGGGGAUUUGGCAUUGGCAUCUUGAUUGCUCCGGAUAGUUUUGGACUCCAUGUUGUUUUUGCAUUCCUUAAUUCUUUGCAGGGUUUCUUCAUUUUGGUGUUUGGGACCCUCUUGGAUAGUAAGGUUCGAGCUGCUUUGGCCAGAAGACCACUGAUCUCAAGCUCUGGAUCUGGACAACCAAGAAACACAAGUGGAGGAGUGUCAUCUUCAAAUGGUUUGGGCAUCUUUCAAAGGAUUAGAAGAAGAAGGGGCAACAACAACUAAUGACAAUGAGCCACUCCACCUCUUCAGAUUCUUCUGUCAGUUCCUAGCAGUUUAAUACCUUAAACUAUGGAUAGUUACUUGGCAGUUUUUAAAAAUGGACAGAAUAGAUUGAAUAAUGUCACUUAUCUAUGGAGCUUAACAAAAAAGUCACACUCGUUUAACUGAGACCUUCAUAUGCACAAUAGUGCAUUAGACUUGUGUUCACAUAGGUUAUACAUAUACUACAAAGAGAUUAUUUUAAGAAAUCUGUUUAUGUUUAAUCACCCUUUAAUGUUUUA
Clupea harengus (Atlantic herring) is the source of this 2191-nucleotide messenger RNA. RefSeq names its product adhesion G protein-coupled receptor F5-like. Bases 366 to 1913 code for a protein of 515 amino acids. The record is from RefSeq and is a predicted model, not a curated record. The transcript has 7 exons. NCBI's taxonomy places the organism in Eukaryota, Metazoa, Chordata, Actinopteri, Clupeiformes, Clupeidae.